Rotaria sp. Silwood2 is the source of this 2448-nucleotide messenger RNA. Lineage: Eukaryota; Metazoa; Rotifera; Eurotatoria; Philodinida; Philodinidae. The record is from the annotation of a GenBank genome assembly.
AUGAAUGAAAUUCUCCUCGUACAAGCUCAAAAUGCUCACAAUCCACCGAGGUUUUUUAUUCAAUUUUCACCGUACAAUAACACGCAAAGUUCAUCUCAGUGCUUCAUUAACUAUCCUGAAAACUCACAAAAUUAUUAUGUCUAUACUGCUGCUGUUGGUAAAAGACCGAAUAAAAACCCAAAACAAUUUUUCUUUGCUGGUGAAUGGAUCAAUGGCAGCAGUCGACCAUUUAUUGGGGUAGCAACAUAUAAUCUAACAAAUCAUCUGUCCGAUUCACCCAACUCUUGUGCUAACAGUUUCUCUUACUCUAUUCAAUAUCUAGACAAUUAUGACCAUCAAGAGUACUAUGUCAUCGGGGUUGAACCGAAAGGCCUUCUUGCCUAUGGAUUUUCGAAUGCAUUUGUCACCAUAUUCGAUUCUCAGAAUGUUUCAACCCUGGAAUCAUGGAAUAGCAGUUUAACAUGGUCAAAUAGUUCAUUUAUACCUCGUGCCGUUGAAAUUAGUGACAACUUCGGUAUCAUCGCCGGCUUCGUUCAAAACGACUCCAAAGAAAGAGUCAAGUAUAGUCCCAUCAUUUAUCUGCUCAAUUUCAAUUCAUCAAAUCGUCGUCCAAUCAUUGUUGACAAAUAUAUAGCAACAGCUACUCCAGGCACAUGGCAAGACUUACUUACCUAUUCGACUGCAAAUAUCUAUUCGGCAAAAAAUAGUAUGUCAAUCAGUAUCAAUAGUCGUAGCGAUGUUUUAGUUGGUAUGCCAUUUAUCAAUCGAGUUUUCUUACUUUCGGUAAACAUUAGUGAUCCGAGGAAAUUAACUUAUAGAAGCAGAAAUACAGGUGGUCGAUCAUUGGGAAAUGGAAAAAGUGUAGCUUGGCUUGAUGAUGGAAACUUGGCUGCAAUACUUGUGAACACUUAUUCAUUAAUGUAUCAGUGGUCAUCAUCUCAGAUAUUUUUCUAUGAUAUGGUAUCGACUACUUAUAAUUCUAACAGUACUCCGUUAUCAGUUUUCCCUAAUUAUCAUCAAUUAGUACCGGAUAGUUUUAGUUCCGUAUUUUUAAAUAUCAUUUCAUCACCAACAUCCCUCAUUUUAAUGGAUGAUAUGGGCAAUUUGCUAAUAUUCAACCCUACACCACCAGGCUACUUUCCAUCAAUAACAAAUACAGGAUCAGUGCCCUUGAUUACAUCCGAAGAAGGUUGUCUACCUGGUAUGUAUAAAGAUCAAUAUGGUAUCAAUGAUUGUAUCCUUUGUCCAACUGGCACAAAAAAUCCUGGCAAUUCUUCAAUUAAAUGUAUGCUGUGUGCAAAUGAAUCAUUUUGCUCUCUUGGCUCAGUGGAUGAAAUACCUAAAUCAGCACUAGAAAACAUCGUACAAGUUAUUGCCUAUCCAAAAUCACCGGAAAGUACCAUAUUUGAAGAAAUUCUAAUCGGAAAUAUGUUCAAUAUAAAAGAAGGACAUUGCGUGGUUGUCUCACCUUUAUUUUGGGCAUUGAUUGUAGCCGCUAUUGAUGUUCUCAUAUUGAUAGUGAUUGCAGUACUGCAUUUUUGUGUCCAUCAUCAAAAAGCUAGUCGAGUAAAGAAAAAAAUACAAUAUAUAUUUAAAAGAACAGAUUUGAUUGGCGAAGGUGAGAUGUGGUUGGGUGGGUUAGCGUCGUUGUCUUUGGUGGUUAUGGUUUGUUUUGCCUGUUCAUUUAGUAAUAUGUUUUACCAUCAAUAUCCAUUUGAAACAUCGUCUGGUUCCUAUUUUGAUUGUGAACAACUAAUUCGUAAUGCGAAAUUCGAAACAGGUCUUCAAUCAUUGGCUAUACCACGUACGCAUACAGAAAAACCUAUGUUCGAUUUGUUAGAUGAACAAAAUUUGAUGCUUCAUGUUGAUUUCAUCAAUACGCUAGUGAUGUGUGAUAGCAUAUCGCUUAGAGGUCUAUUUGGCACGACUUGGUCGACGAUUCGUUGGUCCACGUGUGAAAAUGUUCGUUCAAUUCUAUAUUUAUCGAUUCCACUGCCUUUCCAACUCAUUUCAGUAGAAAUCAUCUUAGCCGAUAUACAGAUUAUUGGUGCUCUACGUAUAGGUCUCAGUGGUCCUUCAUACCAAGAAGAAUUAUAUAAUUUGAAACAAUUCAAUGCUUUUCAAUCUUUUUCAAAGAAUGGAGAUAUUCUAGCACAAACAUUAAAUGUAGGUCUAUCACUAACAAAAGUCAUCAAUGAAACAGUACCGAUGAAGGGCGAAGAGAGCAGCUACACUGGUAUCUACAUAUUUACACCGAAAACUAAAUCAGAUAACUUAUAUGUUUCAAAAGACCAAUACAUUCAAUCAACAGCAAUGGAGACCGUAUUAAAAAUUGAGAUAGAUGAAACACCUUUGUUUGGAAAUACUUGGUCUGGUAUUCCUAUUGUACAAGUUGAUAGUCGAGCCACUUUAUCAUUUACUCAUGCGAAAACUUCAUCUUGGACAUAA